Didymodactylos carnosus is the source of this 987-nucleotide messenger RNA. NCBI's taxonomy places the organism in Eukaryota, Metazoa, Rotifera, Eurotatoria, Philodinida, Philodinidae. The record is from the annotation of a GenBank genome assembly.
AUGGUUACUCAGGAAAUACUUGCAGCACAAACGUCGAAACCCUUUCCUCGACUCAAACAUAUUAAGAACGUGUACGCGUCUGUACUUCGAAUCCUUGUGCAAACUCAGGUACCUGUACAGUCACGCCAGCCGGCAGUUCUCCGUAUUACAAUUGCACCUGCCAAAAUGGCUACUCUGGAGCCAGUUGUAGCACGAGUGAGUUAUCAAUAUCCUCUGCUUUUCGAUGCUGUUUUCUUGUUUCUUCCUGAUCUUGACAUACUUUUCUCUACCCGAAAAUUUUCCUCCACACUGUGCCCACAGUGGCAUUUGCUCGGCACCCGUCCAACCGUUCCUGAAGACCACUGUACAUCCCAAACGAAUACUCCGGUAGCAACUGCAGUUCGAAUUUGCGUGCCGUUUCCCUUGUUUUUCUACGCUAAUUAUUGUGCUUGUGAAUUUUUUGAAUUUCGGUACUUAAUUAUGUUACUAUCUUUAUCCUUCCUUUUCGGCAAAUUUAGGUGUGUGUAGUGUGAAUCCUUGUGCGAACUCAGGCACCUGUACAGUCACGCCAGCCGACACUUCUCCGUAUUACAAUUGCACCUGUCAAAAUGGGUACUCUGGAACAACUUGCGGCACGAGUGAGUUAUCAAUUUUCGGUGUUUUCCAAUACUAUAUUUUCUGUAUGUUUGAAUCCUGUUUUAUUUUUGUUUCGCCUGGAUCUCGAAACUCUUUUGUAUAUCUGAAAAUUGCAAAUAGGUCUGUGUGAACGUACCUUCUGUGUGUACGGUGGAAGGUUUUCGGACAGCAAACAGUCCUUAUUACCAAUGUGCAUGUUGAAACGGAUUUUCCGGUAGCAACCGCAUUACGAAUUAGUUUGCACUUUCUCGUGGUUUCGUUACGCGAAGAAUUGUACUUAUGGACUUUUUGAAUUUCAGUAGUUAAGGGGGGCUCCGCCCAUUUAGAUUUUCCUCUAACGUCCCAGUUUGUAGAGGAUACUUCGAAGUAUAU